Messenger RNA from Neopsephotus bourkii (Bourke's parrot), 1773 nucleotides. RefSeq names its product NGFI-A binding protein 2 (gene NAB2). Lineage: Eukaryota; Metazoa; Chordata; Aves; Psittaciformes; Psittacidae. Gene Ontology annotation, biological process: negative regulation of DNA-templated transcription. The transcript has 7 exons. Bases 118 to 1530 code for a protein of 470 amino acids. Gene Ontology annotation, cellular component: nucleus. Gene Ontology annotation, molecular function: transcription coregulator activity; transcription factor binding. The record is from RefSeq and is a predicted model, not a curated record.
CCCCCGGCCCCGGAGCUCCGGCUGCUUCCCACCUCCCCCCCCCCCCGGCUCCCAGCGGCCGCGCACGGGGCGGGCGCAGCGGCCGGGAGGCGGCUCCAAGGCGGCGGCGCGAUCGCCAUGGCCCUGCCCCGCACGCUGGGGGAGCUGCAGCUGUACCGGGUGCUGCAACGCGCCAACCUGCUGGGCUACUACGAGACCUUCAUCCAGCAAGGGGGGGACGACGUGCAGCAGCUCUGCGAGGCGGGCGAGGAGGAGUUCCUGGAGAUCAUGGCGCUGGUGGGCAUGGCCACCAAACCCCUGCACGUCCGCCGCCUCCAGAAGGCCCUGCGUGAGUGGGCCUCCAACCCGGGGCUCUUCAGCCAGCCCGUCUCGGCCGUGCCCGUCAGCAGCAUCCCCCUCUUCAAGCUCUCGGAGGCGGGCGGGCGCAAGGCGCUCAGCAACGGGCACGCCAGCCCCGGUGAGGCUGUGGGCAAAGGGGGCAGCAGCACCGGGACACCCCCAGCGCGCAGCCCCACGGAGCCGGGGGAGAAGCUGUCACCAUCAGCGGUGCCGCCGUGGCCGGGGAGGAGCACCCCUGAGUCGGAGGGCGGUGGGGACGAGGAGCCGGGGGGUCCCCCCUUCUCCCCGGGUGGGAGCAGCGGUGAGCAGGCGGUGGGUACCGAGGUGCUGGAGCCGGAGCUGGCACGGACGGUGGCGGAGAGCGUGGAGCGGCUGCUGCAGAGCUACCCCCGCGGCGGCGAGGCCGAGCUGCGGGCGCUCCUGAAGCUCAACAAGAAGCUGGCCAAGGCCGUGGGUCACAUCUUCCAGCUGGAGGACGGCGACCGGCACAAGGAGGAGGAGAUCCGGCGGCACAGCGCGAUCUACGGCCGCGGCGAGGCCCGGCGCCGAGAGGGCAAGCAGCUCACCCUGCACGAGCUCAUCAUCAACGAGGCAGCCGCGCAGUUCUGCCUGCGGGACAACUCGCUGCUGCUGCGGCGCGUCGAGCUCUUCUCCCUGUCGCGCCAGGUAGCGCGGGAGAGCACCUACCUGUCCUCGCUCAAGGCGUCCAGGGCGCAUCCCGAGGACAGCGCAGCCACCGCGGCCAAGCGGCUCAAGCAGGAGGCGGGAGAGCAGAGCCGCCCGGAGCUGCUGCCGCUGCCGGUGGGGCCGGAGCCGCCGGGGGCCGCGUUCCGAGCCGGGCUGGAGGAGGACGCCGGCAGCCUCUCCGGGGAGAGCCUCGACGGCCACUUGCAGGUGGCGGGGGCCUGUCCCCGGCUGACGCCGCCGCCCGGUGCCGGCCCCGACGUGGCCCUGGGGCUCCCCCCGCACGGGCUCUGGAGCCGCCACCUCCUGCAGCAGACGCUGAUGGACGAGGGGCUCCGCUUGGCCCGUUUGGUCUCCCACGAGCGUGUGGGGCGGCUCAGCCCCUGCCUGCCCGGGAAGCCCCCGGCCCCCGAGCUCGAGGACGGGCUGGCAGAACGGGGUCCCCCGGCCCCCCCUGACCCCCCCCGCGGCACCAUCAAGGUGGAGCAGGAGAGCAGCCGGCAGUGAGGCCCCUGCAGACCCCCCCUCCCCCCCCCCCCCAUUAACGAAGCAAUAACGUGCUGGGGGAUGGGUACCGGCGGUGCUCCGGGUGCGGGGGGAGCCGGUGAGGGCCUGGCCACAAACCCCCCCCCCCCAAGACCCCAUCCUCUCCCGCACCGAUGCUCUGGUUACCUCAGCCGCGGCGGGAUGCGCCCCCCCCUCCCCGCCCCACAGCAGCAAUACCCUGGUCCCACCAGGCUCUGAGCCCCC